GAUGACUCUCGCGGCCACUUCCACGGUCUGCUGCCAGAAAACCCCAAAUGCAACUUUUUGACCGGUCCGAAAGACUGUCAGCCAAUCUCCAAUGUGACACUAGAAGCCAGUCAGACUGAACUGGUGGAGUUCAACAGCUCUGUCACUCUCACAUGCUCCGCCUCUGGUGGCUCUCCCACCUCAUUCCAGUGGUUUAACAGGAGUGCUGAGGUCACAGGAAGUGAUGGAGUUCUUGUUGACAAGGGGACUCUGACGAUAAUGAGUGUGACUCGGUAUGAUACUGGGCCAUACAAGUGCAAUGCGUCCAACAUUGUCGGCUUUGAAAGGAGCUCUAUGGCCCAUUUGACCAUUGCCUAUGGCCCAGACAAUGCUCUACUGACAGUGACACCUCAAGGUGGUGUCUACAGUUCAGGCUCUGACAUCGUCUUGUCCUGCUCCUCUGAGUCCAGCCCUGCUGCCCAGCUCCAGUGGGCUCUGAAUGGGACCCUGCUGGGUAAAGAGGAACCAGAACUCAGACUGGAGAAUGUUCAGGCCAGUCAGAGUGGAGAAUACACCUGCUGGGCCCAUAAUAGUAACACCCAGAGGUAUAAAUUGUCAUCACAAACAAGCAUCAUUGUUUUUGGUAAGCCUUCAGAUUAUUGGGUCAUCUAUAGAAAAAAGGUAUUUGAUCCUGCCGUGAUGAUCUCUAGUCCUGAUCCACUGGUAGCAAAUAACAGUUCUGUGAGCUUAACCUGUGAGGCCAAGGGCUCCAUCACCACCAGGAAGUGGAUGAAGAAUGGAGGAACUCUGUCUCCAGAACCAGACAGAGUCACCAUCAGUGAAGACAACAGAACUGUGUCCAUCAGCCCAGUACAGAAAGAAGACACAGGAGAGUACAAGUGCCAAGUCAGCAACCCCGUCAGUAAUGUAGAGGCCUCUAGAAUACUGAAAGUUAACUAUGGACCAGGGGCUGUUUUCAUUAAGGGAGAAGGCCAUGAAGGAGUAGUAGAGUUUGGCCAUCAGAUCCAUUUGAGCUGCUCUGCUGAGUCUGUUCCUGACUGCACCUACACCUGGAUAUUAAAUGGGACACAUGAGAUAGGAACUGGACCCUCAUACAUUAAAGAGAAGAGUGCCUAUGAAGACAGUGGAAUAUACACCUGCACUGCUUCAAACAGCAUCACUGCAGGAACAAAGAAGGGAGAUUUUGGACUAUCAGUUAAAGGGAAAAAGACACUCCAAUGGUGA
Molecule: messenger RNA, 1224 nt
Organism: Engraulis encrasicolus (European anchovy)
Lineage: Eukaryota; Metazoa; Chordata; Actinopteri; Clupeiformes; Engraulidae
Product: carcinoembryonic antigen-related cell adhesion molecule 5
Exons: 7
Source: RefSeq, a predicted model, not a curated record